AUGGGGGCCAAUGUGGUGGAAGCACAACGUUUACUCACUAUUCUUAAAACUUAUGAGGCAGCAUCUGGACAAGAAAUUAACUUAUCAAAAUCUGAGGUGUUCUUCAGUCGCAAUAUGAGUGGGGCGGCACAAGAGGAUUUGUCACGCAUUAUUGGUGUCCGGCAUGUGAUGGGUACCGGAAAGUAUUUGGGAUUACCUUCGAUGAUUGAUAGAGAUAAGUGGUCCGUUUUUUCUUUUAUCAAGGAUAGUAUCUGGAAACGAAUAAAUGUGUGGAGGGGACGAGCAUUAUCAAAGGCGGGUAAGGAGGUUAUGAUCAAGUCUGUGUUACAAUCUAUUCCUUCAUACAUAAUGAGUAUUUAUCUUCUGCCGAGUUCAGUUAUAGAUGAUAUUGAGAAGAUGGUUAAUGCGUUUUGGUGGGGAGGAAGGAGUAACAACCGAGGGAUUAAAUGGAUGGCAUGGGAACAUAUGGCAUGCCCCAAAGAGUUUGGUGGAAUGGGGUUUAGGAAUUUCAAAGCUUUUAAUAUCGCUAUGGUAGCUAAGCAAGGAUGGAGCCUUUUGUCUACACCUGAAUCUCUGGUUGCUAGAGUUUUUAAAUCGAGGUAUUUUCCCCGUUCUUCAUUUUUGGGUGCUAAACUCGGUAAUAACUUGAGCUUUGCUUGGCGGAGUAUAUGGAAUUCGCGUCAGAUACUUUUACAUGGAUGUAGGUGA
Medicago truncatula (barrel medic) is the source of this 708-nucleotide messenger RNA. RefSeq lists its product as uncharacterized. NCBI's taxonomy places the organism in Eukaryota, Viridiplantae, Streptophyta, Magnoliopsida, Fabales, Fabaceae. The transcript has 2 exons. The record is from RefSeq and is a predicted model, not a curated record. The coding region runs from base 1 to 708 and encodes 235 amino acids.